CCUGUGUGCCACAGCUGAUGGUCCUGACCUCGGUCUGACAGGCACUUCCUCAUGGACCAGAGACUGUGUUUGGCUGGAGCAAAAAUAUUCAGUCUGCUGCCCAACUAAGCCAUUUUCUGAUGGUCCCUACUUUUUUUUUUAUUCAUUCAAACAAGAAUUGAUAUAUCAGUGAUUUUUCCUGUCUCGUUUUGUUUGCCAACACCUGAUGAUUGUGCGCCAGUUCGUCUGUAGAGCCUUUAUAAAUGCUCACCUGUAUGCCCACCUGAGAAGGCCCCAGAUCAGCCAAACCAUGGCUAGACCCAGCUCAGACUUGGCAGCAUUCAGAGAGAUUUUCUCCAAGGCCAACAAUAUUGCCAUCAUCACUGGAGCAGGGGUGAGCGCUGAGAGUGGAGUCCCCACCUUCAGAGGAGCAGGAGGCUACUGGAGAAAAUGGCAAGCACAGGAACUGGCCACCCCAGAGGCUUUCUCCAGAAAUCCUUCACGUGUGUGGGAGUUUUACCACUAUCGCCGUGAAGUUAUGCUAACAAAAAAUCCCAAUCCUGCCCACCUGGCCAUUGCUGAGUGUGAGGAGCGUCUCAGCAAACAAGGUCGUAAGGUUACUGUCAUCACCCAGAACAUUGACGAGCUCCAUCGCCGAGCUGGAUCGAAAAAUGUCCUGGAAAUCCAUGGUAGUCUGUUUAGAACACGCUGCAUGAGUUGUGGUCAUGAAGCAUCCAAUUACAAGAGCCCCAUUUGUUCUGCUCUGGAGGGCAAAGGAGCUCCAGACCCAAACACGAAUGACGCCCACAUCCCAGUCCAGCAGCUGCCCAGGUGUGAGCAGACAGGCUGUCACGGCCUCCUGAGACCAGCUGUGGUUUGGUUUGGAGAGACUCUGGAUGCCGACAUCCUCACCAGUGCAGAGGAAGUGUUAGACAGCUGUGACCUCUGUCUCGUGGUUGGUACUUCAUCAGUCGUGUAUCCUGCAGCCAUGUUUGCUCCUCAGGUAGCAGCCGGAGGCGUCCCUGUGGCAGAAUUCAACAUGGAAGACACACCGGCCACGAUGCGUUUUAAGUUCCACUUCCAUGGCCCCUGUGGGACCACCUUACCCCCUGCACUGGCACGCCACGAGACUGAACAGAACUGAAAAACAGUCAACAGACCGUUGAACACUGGAAGACUUAAGUGCUACAAGUACUAAGAAUAAUGAGUUCAGUAUAACAUACACAUACAUAACAUGAAUGAAGAGACAUGGCCAACAAAUACUAAAGUAAAAGGGAACCUGUUUGUUUUAAUCUGUCACACAGAUAAGACAUGCACUUGAAAGAGUAAAUAUCCAUAUGUUAUAAAUAGUUGCACAGAAUUUCAGGCAACUUACUGAAAGAGUGGCUUCUAGAUGACCAUCUUUUUUUUUGCAAUAAAAUACUGUAUCGUGAGAGUUGUAAUAAAUAUUGCUGUGAUGUCAAAUCUAUAUUAUAGGAACGGUAAUUGGGAAACUGCUAUUUAUUAAAGUAUGAAGUUGAACAAGACAUUGGAGACAAUGAAAAGCAAUAACUAUUGAAUAAAUAUUACCACCAACUUCAUCAAUCCCUUUGCAGUGAAUAUUUGACGAUUGUCUGACAGUAGGGGGCAGUGUUUAGCUGCUGCUGUGGAGUCAGCUGCCUUCCAGUGUGGAGAAAAGACUGCCUCCUUCCCAAGGAUGUGUGAGCUCUGCCUGGGAUGUGUGGUGUUUGUGUAUGUCGAUGCAGUGUUGCCUGAAUUUAUGGACUGUGAUGAAUACUGUGUAUGAUGCCUUCCAGUGCCUGUGAGUAAGCUCUAGCUAAACCAGGGAGAGCAGUGACUGUGCAUUCCCUCAGCCAGUCGUGAGAACAGGGCUUCCAUAUGUAUCCUUCUGAAGGAUUUGUUACAUGUAUGUUAAUGUUCUGACAUGAUUAGAACAGCGUGUUGAUAGAAAAUGAAGUCUGCUGAAAUAAAUGUGAGCUCACAAACUGAA
Molecule: messenger RNA, 1969 nt
Organism: Stegastes partitus (bicolor damselfish)
Lineage: Eukaryota; Metazoa; Chordata; Actinopteri; Pomacentridae
Product: NAD-dependent protein deacylase sirtuin-5A, mitochondrial
Exons: 10
Coding region: 206-1123 (305 amino acids)
Cellular component (GO): nucleus
Molecular function (GO): protein-succinyllysine desuccinylase activity; protein-malonyllysine demalonylase activity; histone deacetylase activity, NAD-dependent
Source: RefSeq, a predicted model, not a curated record